AUGGCCGACAAGGUGUCCCCGACCAGCGACGUUAUCCUGUACUUCCUCGCCAUUUUCAUCCCUCCCUUGUCUGUAUUCUUCAAGAGAGGAUUGAAAGCAGAUUUCUGGAUCAACAUCCUCUUGUGGAUCCUUGGGUGGAUACCCGGUGUCCUUCACGCAUGGUACAUCAUAUCUAGGAGCGAAGGCGCCAUGUGA
Dichomitus squalens LYAD-421 SS1 is the source of this 195-nucleotide messenger RNA. RefSeq lists its product as uncharacterized. NCBI's taxonomy places the organism in Eukaryota, Fungi, Basidiomycota, Agaricomycetes, Polyporales, Polyporaceae. Gene Ontology annotation, cellular component: membrane. The record is from RefSeq and is a predicted model, not a curated record. The transcript has 5 exons. The coding region runs from base 1 to 195 and encodes 64 amino acids.